UCACAGAGCACAGACCCGCAUAUAUGACAUACCAUAAUUCGUGGGGUUUGUGGAUGCAUGCCAGAGCGAGCUAAAAGCAGAUUCUGAGAUACCCUGGACAGCGCACAUUCUGUCUCCUCGAGCCCACCUCUCUCUCCCUCCAGGGUAACGUGCCUCACAAUCUCAACGCUAUUUGACCUUCGCGGUACAAAUUACAGGGCUUUCUACAUCCAGCAAAAAGAGAUGAACCAUUUAGAAAGUUUGGACGAGCGGUUAAACGCGCUUUUUUACUUCCUGUUUGAAGACAGAGACUCCAGGGUACGAGGAUGGCUCCUGUUGGACUCAUAUCUCCCCACCCUCUCCCUCACCAUCCUUUACCUCCUCACAGUAUACCUGGGAUCAAAAUACAUGAGGAACAGGCCAGCAUACUCACUCAAGGGGGUCUUACAAGUGUACAACUUCUCUGUGACCAUGCUCUCCCUGUACAUGCUGGUUGAGCUUGUCUUGGCAACCUUGUCGGCAGGCUACCGUCUGCAGUGUCAGGGACUUCACGAGGCAGGGGAGGCCGACCUCAGGGUAGCCAAGGUGCUGUGGUGGUACUACUUCUCCAAGGUGAUUGAGUUCCUGGACACCAUCUUCUUUGUGCUGCGGAAGAAGAACAGCCAGAUCACCUUCCUGCACGUUUAUCACCACGCCUCCAUGUUCAACAUUUGGUGGUGUGUUCUGAACUGGAUCCCCUGUGGACAGAGUUUCUUUGGGCCGACUCUUAACAGUUUCAUCCAUGUGUGUAUGUACUCCUACUAUGGCCUGUCCACUAUACCCUCCAUGCAGAAAUACCUCUGGUGGAAGCGCUACCUGACUCAGGCUCAGUUGAUCCAGUUUAUACUGACCAUCACACACACCCUGUCUGCAAUCGUCGUCCCUUGUGGUUUCCCUGUUGGAUGCCUGCUCUUCCAGUUCUCCUACAUGGCCACCCUCGUCAUCCUUUUUGUCAACUUCUACGUCCAGACCUACAGAAAAAGACGGCCAGAAGAAUCCAUCAAGUCCAGUCGCCCAAAUGGCCACUCUGUCUCCACCAAUGGCACCAGCUUCAAGAAGAGAAAGUAGUAUUUGGACCUGGUUGUCAAGACAACGACCUACUUCAACAACCACCAGAAUCUAUACAUGUCGUGACACUACUGCUAAAAUGCUCCAAAACAGGGAUAAGUUUCAGUAUGCAUGUUGCGUUUUUGUAUAGAAACCUUUGUACUUAAUUUUUGUAUUAAAUUCUUUAUUUGGUUUCCUUGGAGCUUGACAACAUAUGCGUAACAUACUGUAUGUACAGGAAUGAUGCGCUCAUUUCCUUUGCACUUUCAAUUGCUGAAAUGCAAGUGUGAAAACUCCAUCCAUUCCUUACCACGCAGUAACCUAUGCAAUUCAUAGUUUAUAUUCUCAUAGUGUAAAAACCUGAAUACAAUCAGCAAUUUCCACGAUACUUUGACAAUUUACUUUGCUAUUUCUUUAUUGAAUAUAGCCCAUGUGUACAGUGUGUACUCAUCAAAAAUAUCAGUCCAGAGCAUUCACUGAAAUCAUUGUUAAACUAAAGAUGCCUUAGAAACACUGCAGAUCCUUAUACCUGAUGUAUCACAAUGUAUUUGAAUGUCUUCGUUUACGGGUACAACAUGUGCUGGUAAACAUGACUGGGUGACUGGGUCUUUAGAAAAAGCAAUAUUGAACAGGCUUUCCUGACGACUUUGGUAGACUUUAUACAUUGAGAAAUGCAACCACUGAUCAAUAUCUUUGAAUGGCUAUCGGCAAACAGACAAAAUAAAGGUACUUCAAAAAAAUAAA
This is a messenger RNA of Oncorhynchus masou masou (cherry salmon), 1809 nucleotides long. RefSeq names its product very long chain fatty acid elongase 2-like. The transcript is spliced from 8 exons. The coding region runs from base 223 to 1086 and encodes 287 amino acids. Gene Ontology annotation, cellular component: endoplasmic reticulum; endoplasmic reticulum membrane. NCBI's taxonomy places the organism in Eukaryota, Metazoa, Chordata, Actinopteri, Salmoniformes, Salmonidae. The record is from RefSeq and is a predicted model, not a curated record. Gene Ontology annotation, biological process: very long-chain fatty acid biosynthetic process; sphingolipid biosynthetic process; fatty acid elongation, monounsaturated fatty acid. Gene Ontology annotation, molecular function: fatty acid elongase activity.